GGGCAGUAUAGAAGAGAAGAAACACCGCCGGCCGAGUCGUAGCAAGCCGAUCACCGCCCGUGGAAGAAAAGAUAGCUUAAAACCCUAGAAGAUUCUUUUCGACAAAUUGGAAAAGGGAAGAAGGAAGCUAGAUGCCGUCGGAUGGCACAAUUUCGUAUAACGAUUUCCGUGUUGCUGCUCAUGCUUUUUCUCAAAAAUGGAUCGAAUUCAACUCACACUUCUUCCCCAAUUGGUCAUGGAUCACCACCACCACCACAGCUCACCAAGUUAAUGAUGGAUAUUUAUCGCUAGAGAAUUUUGUUAAGGUUAUUAGCUCUAGUCCACCCAUUGAAGAAGAAGAAGAAGAAGAAGAAGAACUGACAGUUUAUGAUCAUCAUCCAGACGAUGAUGUUGUGGAUGAAGCAAUUUUGGUAUCAUCAUCUGAUCAUCAUGACCAUAGCUGUGAGAUGCAUCAUCAUCGUUAUGAAUUCCAUAUAGUCUACAGUUCAUCGUUUAGGGUUCCUGUGCUUUACUUUCGCGCCUAUGACACCGAUGGACAGAUUAUGUUAAUGAACGAGAUUGAAAUGGACCUGUCUUCUGAUUCACUUAAGUUGUUGAUGGAAUCAAAAUGGACAUUCAUCACUCUCGAGGAUCACCCGCAGUUAAACAGGCCGUGGUACAUGUUGCAUCCGUGUGCAACGAGCGAGUGGAUGAAAUUGUUACUUGAAAACGAUUCAUCGAGAGAUCAAAAUGGAGCGAAAUUGGAGCAUUAUCUUGUGUCAUGGCUAUCUGUAGUUGGACAAGUAUUCAAACUUAAACUACCAAUUGAAAUGCUGAAAGAUUCUCCAAAUCCUCCUUUGGACAAAGAUUUUGUUAUUUCAAGUUCAAAAUCUUAAUAAUAUUUAUUAAACCCUGUUUUUCUGUUC
Messenger RNA from Impatiens glandulifera, 905 nucleotides. RefSeq names its product ubiquitin-like-conjugating enzyme ATG10. Gene Ontology annotation, biological process: protein modification by small protein conjugation; macroautophagy; protein lipidation. The transcript has 6 exons. Gene Ontology annotation, molecular function: Atg12 transferase activity. Gene Ontology annotation, cellular component: intracellular anatomical structure. The coding region runs from base 132 to 875 and encodes 247 amino acids. The record is from RefSeq and is a predicted model, not a curated record. Lineage: Eukaryota; Viridiplantae; Streptophyta; Magnoliopsida; Ericales; Balsaminaceae.